Clupea harengus (Atlantic herring) is the source of this 2665-nucleotide messenger RNA. It is a transcript of the gene rbm12bb, whose product is annotated as RNA binding motif protein 12Bb. The record is from RefSeq and is a predicted model, not a curated record. Gene Ontology annotation, molecular function: RNA binding. Lineage: Eukaryota; Metazoa; Chordata; Actinopteri; Clupeiformes; Clupeidae.
CAACCUAGAAGUACACAACAUUGCUUGUACGAUUAUUUUUCCGUUAGGAGCACGUAUAGUUUUUUAACUUUAAAUUCUAUAACGGAAAAAAAAACUAAAGAGUGCUCGACUUUUAUUUUGAAGAAAGAGAAAGACCAACGGUGGCCAUAUAUUGAAAUGUACACGCAGUUGCUCUAUCAGCUCGUGUAACUUAACCAGAAAUACGGGUUGAUAGUAGAUGUUGCAGCAGGUUUUCAGGCCACCCGCUUCCACAAUUGUACAACGUAUUUGCGGAAUCGAUCAACCUGCCAAGAAAGUUUUUUUUUAUUCGAGAUCAGCGUGCUGUUGUUUUGUUCUUCGUUAUGGCUGUGGUCAUCCGAUUACAGGGACUCAGAAUCACGGCUGGUUCUGAGGAUAUUCGCAAUUUCUUCACUGGCCUCAAAAUCCCAGAUGGUGGGGUGCAUAUCGUUGGUGGCGAACUUGAGGAAGCAUUCAUCAUCUUUGCAUCUGAUGAAGAUGCCAGGCGUGCAAUGACUCGCUCGGGCGGUUGCAUUAAGGGGUCUCCUGUUAACUUACUGCUGAGUAGCAGAUCGGAGAUGCAAAAGGUUCUUGAGGCAAGCACUAAGAAGCCAGAGGGCAAUAGUAGGAGGAUGUACAAAGACAAUGGUCGACCUGCAGAAGCUGAACCAUUGUCUUUUGGUGGGAAACUUUCCAUGGAGCGACCAAGAGCAGAUGGGAAUCUUCACCCAGAGACUGGAAAUGGGUCACUUUCCAGUGGGAGACGCAGUCAGAUAAGGCAACCUGGACCAGAUAGCAAAGAUAACGUGUACUUGCAUUUGUUCGGCAUGCCGUUUUCAGUCACGAAGGACGAUGUCCUGCAAUUUUUUGAGGGAUUGCGGGUUGAUGACAUAAUUCUUAUGAGAAAUAAUCGUGACAUGCUAAACGGUUCUGGCAUGGUGAAAUUUGCAACAAGCCAGGAUGCUGCUGAGGGUCUGAAGAGGGACCGUGAAUACAUUGGAUCUCGGUACGUUCGCGUCAAUCCAAGUGCUGAGAAGCAGUGGUUGGAGGCAGGUGGAGGCAGUGAACCAGCCAUAGACCCCACUGAGUACAGUCCCAAGCCAAGCCCUUCGUACACUUCAAGAAAACAUGUACCUGAUCGCCCGAAAUCACGCUCACCUGUGGCAUACCGUUCUCGAUCUUCCUCUCCUUCUAAGGAGGAGUUUUGUGUGAUGGUAGAGAACAUUUCUUAUGCUGUGGAGAAGAGGGACAUAAAAGGAUUUUUCCACCCCAUUCCCUUGAAGGAUGAUCAGAUCAUUCAUGUAAACGAUAAAUAUGGGAAAAGAACAAGGGCUGCUUUUGUCUUGUUCAGUGGUCUAAGGGACUAUUGUGCUGGCCUGUCUCGCCACAAGGAACAGUUGGCCAACAAAACCGUGACUGUAUCUCCUAUUUCUAAAGAGAAGAUGAUUGCCAUGCUGCAGUCAAUGAACCAGCAGCUAGAUGACCAAAAGAGGCUCAGACAUUCAGGUCAAAUAUCACCAUCCCCCAGCAAAGAGGAGUUUGACUCAGACAGAGUUUGCCUCUAUGUGCGCAAUCUCCCUUUUGAUGUUCGCAAGGUGGAGAUUAUGGACUUCUUCCAUGGCUUUAGAAUUUCAGAAGAUUCCCUUAUUCUGCUCCGAGAUGAACAUGGAGCUGGACUUGGUGAAGCACUGCUCAUUUUUCAAACUGAAAACGAGGCAGUGAUGGCACAGUCUCUGAAUGGGCAACGUUUUCUGGGUUCAGAGGUAAUGUUGAAAUGCAUCUCCCGGGCUCAGAUGCGAGAGUUUGGUAUAUCUGACCCAAAAGGUUUUGGCCAGAAUGACAUUCCAAGGGAAACUGGUGAGGUGAGAUAUCCGGCAACGCAAGAUCGCAGACCUAAUUUCUCUGCAGACGAAGUGUACAUGGAUGCCUUGGCUCCACCAGACAUCCACCCACACCAUCAUGAUAUGCCUGUUCACACUUUUGGGCGAAGAGGAGGCCAGUAUGACCUACAGUUAGAUCACCCUGACGCUUUUGGAGGCAGAGGAGAGGGCCCCUCGAAUCAAGGCUUUGGGCAAUCUGGGCAGCAGUUUGAUAAACCCAGCUGUGUGAAGCUUUCAAAUCUGCCAGCACAGAUCAAAAUUGACGAGAUCUAUGAUUUCUGCUAUGGCUACAGAGUGAUUCCUGGAUCUGUGACAGUACAGUGUGACAGACGUGGUUUGAAUGGUUCUUCUACAGUUGUGUUUGAAUCACACCGUGAAGCAUUAACUGCUGUUAAAGAAUUGCAUGGAAGGCCCAUUGGGAAGAGAAAGGUCUCAGUGAAGUUUGAAUGAGAGUUAUUAUAGCCAGAUAUGAAACUGCAAAUCUAGAGUAAUAUUUGUAUUGUGGCAAUUGUGUAUUGUUGAUGUUUGGGCUCAAAGACAAGUAUGUCAGCUUGGUUUUAGUCUUUAGAUUUUAGUUGUUUAAUAUGGAAAGAUAAACUGUGCAUAUGAUGCAGUAAUUUUCAUGUACAAGUGGUUUUUCAAAUGUAUGAUUUUUUUUUUCAUGUUUAUUGCCUCACAACAAAAUGAUUAGUGGCCACAGUUAAGUAAUGAAUGAAGAAUUAUCAAUGUUAUGUUUGUAUCAGCAUAGGAUAUGACAUGGCGUGCUCUAGUAAAGACCUUUAUUUGAA